AUGAGUGUAUCCACUCUCACUCUCCAGGUCCUUGCAAUGGCCACAAACAUUACAUCUCCUGUAACACCCUCCUCAGUAAGUGGCAUGGUCAUCCCUCUGCUGGCUAUCAUCCUACUGUCAGUGGCGCUGGCUGUGGGCCUUCCUGGCAACGGCUUUGUGGUGUGGAGCAUCCUGGUAAAGAUGCGGAAGCGCUCUGUCACUGCCCUGCUGGUGCUGAACUUAGCUGUGGCUGACUUGGCUGUAGUGCUCACUGCCCCCUUUUUCCUCCACUUCCUGGCCCGAGGCACCUGGAUUUUUGGAUCAGCUGCCUGCUGCCUGUUCCACUAUGUCUGUGGAGUCAGCAUGUAUGCCAGUGUCCUGCUUAUUACGGCCAUGAGUCUGGACCGCUCGCUGGCAGUGGCCCUCCCCUUUGUGUCCCAGAAGAUCCGCACCAAGAGGAUUGCCUGGCGGCUGCUGGCAGGCCUCUGGGUGGUGUCCUUUCUGCUGGCCACGCCCGUCAUCGUAUACCGCAAAGUAACCUCGGGACGCAACAACAGGACCCUGAUCUGCUUCCCAGUGUACCCCAGUGAGGGACACAGGGCCUUCCACCUGCUCUUCGAGGCCAUCACUGGCUUCCUGCUGCCCUUCCUGGUCGUGGUGGCCAGCUACUCCGACAUCGGGCGCAGGCUGCAGGCCAGGCGCUUUCGCCGCAGCCGCCGCACGGGUCGCCUGGUGGUGCUCAUCAUCUUGACCUUCGCUGCCUUCUGGCUGCCCUACCACGUGGUGAACCUGGCCGAUGCGGGCCGCGCGCUGGCUGGCAAGGCCUCUGGGUCCGGGCUGGUGGGGCACCGGCUGUUCCUGGCCCGCCAGGUGCUCAUCGCGCUGGCCUUCCUGAGCAGCAGCGUGAACCCGGUGCUGUACGCGUGCGCCGGCGGCGGCCUGCUGCGCUCAGCGGGCGUGGGCUUCGUUGCCAAGAUGCUGGAGGGCACCGGCUCCGAGAUGUCCAGCACGCGCCGUGGGGGCACCCUGAACCUGACUGUAAAGGGCGCCCCCACCUCCCCCGAGCCUGCACCCUCCGAGAGCCUCACUCUCUCCACCAACCCUCUCGAAUGAAGCGAACCCAAGUGGGCCUGGGGGUAUGGUGAUGGCGGAAUGCCCCCUCGCCAGCCUGACCCAAUUUCUGUACCCCAGGAGGAGAACUCAUGUUGGGGGUGGAGCGGAAGAAGGGGGGGGGAGGGCCGAGUAAGGGCGGAGUGAGAGCCUGGCUCCCGAGGCAGCUUUACAAUUAAAACUGAGUCUGAAA
Messenger RNA from Equus quagga, 1282 nucleotides. RefSeq names its product leukotriene B4 receptor 1-like. The record is from RefSeq and is a predicted model, not a curated record. The coding region runs from base 1 to 1092 and encodes 363 amino acids. Gene Ontology annotation, biological process: inflammatory response; phospholipase C-activating G protein-coupled receptor signaling pathway; complement receptor mediated signaling pathway. The transcript has a single exon. Gene Ontology annotation, cellular component: plasma membrane. Gene Ontology annotation, molecular function: leukotriene receptor activity; complement receptor activity. Lineage: Eukaryota; Metazoa; Chordata; Mammalia; Perissodactyla; Equidae.